AUGUCUCACCCUACUCAUCUCGAUGGCGCUGCUGGUCAGCCCUCGGUCGAACAACCUUCAAUUCUGACGAACAUGACAACCGGUAUCGAGCUAGAAGCUUUGAUAUACGCCACUCGUGGUAUCGACCCUGUAAGACACCUUUCGAACGCUUUGUGUAAACCAGUCCUCUCAGACUGCUCAAAGUGUAACAAAGCCCACCCUUGGAGACUGCCUAUCAACAAUCUUCGGGAUCACCGCCGCUACUCUGAGGAGAAAACCUGGUACGCAGGGUGGCAGAUCACCGAAGAUAUGAGCGCUCAGCCCGACAAAGAUGAGCGUAUCCACGUCCCAAAAGGCUCGGAAUUCUUUCACUUGGAGGUUGUGUCCAGGAUUAUUAAUUUCACCAAGCCAACACCUUGUAUACUCGGCCAGAAAUAUCCAUGCACCGGGGAGCCCUUCGAGUGGGAUGCUCAAACCGAAAUAUUCUCGUUCAUGCAGAGGAUGCAGGAGGCAUUCUCGGGUCCUGGGUUUUGUAUUGCCAACAACAAAAAUACCGGUCUUCACAUUCACUUUGGAAAUGGCGAGGGAAAGCCCGCUGUCCAUACUUCUCUUGGGAUGUUUGGUGCUUUUGCCGCUCUGGAACGUCUCUUUGAUUCGAUACUGACCUGCUCCAGAAUCCCAAUCUUACCGUUCAAUGGCCAUCCUGAUUGUGGUCUCCAAAGACGCUCCGCUGUAUACAAGUACGACCAAAGUAUGAGGGAGAAUCAAUGGAUCGGCUCCCUAUCAUAUGUGUUUCUCCAGAAUCUGCGUACGUAUGUCAAUCGAAUGACUUCGGGUACGACGGACGAUUCCCAAGACAAACGCCUGGAGAUAACCGACCAAUUGAAGCAAGCAAAUGUUCCCGGCAUGCUUCGUGUACUCUCGAGGUACAACGACAUCAAAACCUUCGUGCGCCACUAUCCCAACCUCAGAGGUGACAGAUGCCGGGAUGCUCGUUAUCUGGCCGUCAAUCUGACGAAUUUGUACAAACCAGACAGAGACACAAUCGAUGACGUGGACCACGAGGACGACGAAGACGACGAGGCCGACAAGGAAGAGAAAAACGAAGUCGAUCUGAGUCAGACGACGGACUAUUGCGAUGAGUGUGACGGCGGAGAUGACGAGGACGACAAGGACGAUAAGAACGACGAUUAUACCGACCCUGAAACAGGUACAGUAGAAGUCAGACUCAACUCUGGUACCAGAGACCCCACGGAAGUCUGGGCAGCAUAUGACUUUAUGGGUAAGCUCAUGCUAUGGCUCUCUGACUACAGAUACCAUCACAUAAACACCAUUCUCAACCUAUGGGAAAAUCCUGACAGCACCCUCCUCGAUCUUGUCAAGUUGGUUGGCGCCUCUCAGACAACCAUCGACUACUACACUGACCGUCUUAGUGCCGAUUGGGCCGACCGCCGCCACUCACGCCUCACUUCCGCUGUUGACGCCAACGACAACUUCAAAGCAUUCAAGUUCGCUGUCGAAAACAAUCGCCUCAAGGAUUCUCGCCGCAAGGCCGUCGAUGCCAAAAUCCAGCAAAAGCUCGACAGUGGAUAUUACGGUCAAGUCUCGGCAGAGGUGUUCGAUACCCUUGCCCCUGAGAUUCAAAACCACCCGAACAGCCAUGUCUUGAAUGUAGAUACUUGCGAUUACGAGCGAUGGGCUGACAAGGCUAUAGCUGACCACAAGGCUUCGACCGCUGAGUGUUGA
Messenger RNA from Aureobasidium namibiae CBS 147.97, 1725 nucleotides. RefSeq lists its product as uncharacterized. NCBI's taxonomy places the organism in Eukaryota, Fungi, Ascomycota, Dothideomycetes, Dothideales, Saccotheciaceae. The record is from RefSeq and is a predicted model, not a curated record. The transcript has a single exon. Bases 1 to 1725 code for a protein of 574 amino acids.